This is a messenger RNA of Pogona vitticeps (central bearded dragon), 5622 nucleotides long. NCBI's taxonomy places the organism in Eukaryota, Metazoa, Chordata, Lepidosauria, Squamata, Agamidae. The record is from RefSeq and is a predicted model, not a curated record.
UUAUACAUCUGAACUUUUCUAUGAGGGCAAAUUGAUGGCAAGUGGUAAACAGCCAGCACACAAAGAUUUCUAUCCUCUGACGUUCUUCACAGCAAGAGGAGAAGAUGUGCAAGAAAAAAAUAGUACUGCCUUUUACAACAAUGCAGAGGUGUUUGAAGUAGUGGAACGUGUUGAAGAACUGAGGAGAAAGUGGCCAGUAGCUUGGGGCAAAUUAGAUGAUGGCAGCAUAGGUGUUGUAACACCAUAUGCUGAUCAAGUGUUCCGAAUCCGAGCAGAGCUUCGGAAGAAAAGAUUAUCUGAUGUCAGUGUUGAAAGAGUGCUAAAUGUUCAGGGAAAGCAGUUCCGUGUGUUGUUUCUCAGUACUGUACGGACACGGCAUACAUGCAAACACAAGCAAACACCAAUAAAACGGAAAGAACAUUUAUUAGAAGAUUCAACAGAAGAUUUGGAUUAUGGUUUCCUGUCCAAUUACAAGCUUCUCAACACAGCCAUUACAAGAGCACAGUCCCUCGUAGCUGUGGUGGGAGAUCCUAUUGCUUUAUGUUCUAUCGGAAGAUGCAGGAAAUUUUGGGAAAGAUUUAUUGCCCUGUGUCAUGAUAAUGAUAGUCUUCACGGUAUCACGUUUGAUCAGAUCAAAGCUCAGUUGGAAGCUCUAGAAUUAAAGAAAACCUAUGUACUGAAUCCACUGGCUCCUGAGUUUAUUCCUCGAGCUCUGCGACAACAGCAUUCAUCCAACACCAAUAAACCACAGCAGUCACCACCAAAGGUGAAAGGCCAUCAUCAUAACCAGAAUGACCAUUUCCAGACUGAUGGGAUUGUCCAACCCAAUCCUUCUGUUUUAAUUGGAAACCCUAUAAGAGCAUAUACUCCUCCUCCACCACCACCCCCUCCACCUGGGCCUCACCCGAAUCUUGGGAAAUCUCCUAGUCCUGUUCAGAGAAUAGAUCCUCACACUGGGACAAGCAUUCUUUAUGUACCUGCUGUUUACGGAGGAAAUAUGGUCAUGUCUGUGCCUUUGCCAGUACCGUGGACAGGGUAUCAGAGUAGGUUUGCAGUAGAUCCUCGAAUCAUUACUCAUCAAGCAGCCAUGGCAUAUAAUGUGAAUCUGCUACAAGCACAUGGACGUGGAUCUCCUAUACCCUACGGUCUUGGACAUCAUUCACCAGUUAGCAUAGCACAGCAGCAGCAGCUUCAGCAUUUAGAUAAAGAACAACUUGAACAAAAUCGAAACAGCAAAAAUGAACCUUCUGCUGGGCCUGAAAUCAAUAAAAUUCGGACACCGGAGAAAAAGCCAUUAGAAGCCAAGCAGGUGGAUUUAGAAGCAAAUUCCCAAAAUAGAAGCCCGGAAUCACGUGCCAGCACUGCUUAUUCUAAUCCUAAAUUUCAUCGCAAAGAUAAUCUGAAUCCCAGGCAACUGAACCUUCACCUCACCCCUCCCCAUGCCCAGUAUGUUGUUCCCAAUCGCCACUUCCAGCAUCUCUCCCAAAUUCCAAGACAGCCAUACUCCGCACCACCGCAGCAAAACCUCUUAAGUCAGCAACAGAAUCAUUUGUCUGAACAGCAAAACCAAAUGCACCCACAGCAAAGCCAGAUAGUCCAGCAGCAUAAUCAUUUAAGCCAGCAGCCACAACAACCACCCUCCCUGCUUUCUCCUGCCUAUCAAACAGGCCCCAACCAAUCGUUCUUUAAAAAUCCGGUUCCACAAAGACCUCACUCUCCUGGUGCAGAAGCUGUGAUUUCAGAGCAGCAUCACCCAUCUCUGUUACAAGAAGUCAGCAACCCUUUAAGGCCCAUUGCACAACCCAACCCAAUGAUGUCAUCCCACUUGAACCACUUUGUUGAAGAGAGUCCUCCAGGAAUGCCUGUAGGAGAAUCAUUGGAUCGUAUUCAUGGAAAUUUAGCUUUGGAAACCUUAAGGCAACAGCAAGCAAGACUGCAACAGUGGAAUGAGCAUAACGCCUAUCUCAGUCAGGGCAAUAUUCCUUAUUCUCACCAUCACCACCCUCACUUAUCCCACCUUUCUCAGCAGCCAAUUGGAUUGCAUCAGCAGCCAGUUAGGGCAAACUGGAAACUUGCCAGCAAUGUGGAAGAUGAACCUGAGGCAACAUAUUCAAGGUUCCAAGAUUUGCUCCGAGAACUGUCACAUCGUGAUCAAAAUGAAAGCAGGGACCUAGUUGAAAUGCCACCGCCUCAGUCAAGACUUUUGCAAUACAGACAAGUCCAGUCCAGAAGCCCAUCAGUGCUCCCCUCUCCAUCAUGCAACUCAAACCACAGUGGCCACUUCCCUAAUUUCUCUGAGAACAGAGACGUUGAAAUACCUAACAACCCAGCAUUUCAGCAGCACUUGCCUCAAAUGUACAAUCCCCCUUUAUCAAUGCCAUCUGAACACAUAACUCCACCUUCUGUGAAAUAUCUGCAGCCUGAUGGAUCAUGGACCUAUGCUAACCUACACCAGAGUCAUCUAAUGGGGCAAGGCUUUCAUUAUGGUAUACCUCCAUUGCCUCAUAGAUCACAGCAGAACCCUUUUAUCCAAAUACAGAAUCAUCAGCAUGUGGUUGGUCAGGAACCAUUUCACUCCCUCAGUUCACGAGCAGUAUCUGCUUCUUCACUGCACAGCUUAGAAGAGUAUGAACCAAGAGGACCAGGCAGGCCAUUGUACCAAAGAAGAAUUUCAUCUAGUUCAACCCAGGCUUGUUCUGAAGAUUUGAGCACUCCUCAAGGUAGCCUUGGACAGUGUAAAGAACUUCAGGACCCCAGUAACCCAUCUUCUUUCAAUUAUUCAUCCCCUGAAUUGUGGGUGAACUCCACCUCAUCAACUCCAUAUCAGAACAUUCCAUGCAAUGGAUCCAGUAGAACAGUUCAACCAAGAGAACUGAUAGUUCCAUCGAAGACUGCCAAAUCCACUGAGGAACAGAUGAAAGUGGAGAACCUUCAGUUGUCCAAUUCUUUCAAUUACAACAUGCUUCAACACCUUGGCCAGUUCCCUCCCCUCAUGCCCAACAAGCAGAUGGUUGAAUCCAGCAGCAACAGCCAGCCGAGCGCUGGGGCAAACAAGCCUGCCAUGUCCUACGCAAGUGCUCUGAGGGCUCCACCCAAGCCCAAAGCCCCACCCGAGCAGGCAAAAAAGAAUAGUGACCCCUUGUCUUUGUUUCAGGAACUUAGUCUAGGUAGUUCAUCAGGUAGCAAUGGCUUUUACUCCUAUUUUAAAUAAUCAGGAUAUUUUUGUAGAGAAGUUUUAAUUUCUUUUUGUGUCUGUAGAUUUGAGGUAGUUGGGGCUUUCCCUGCAGUUGCCACCAUUUCUUCUUCUUUAUAUUAGUAAAUAUACCUUGGUUUAAUUGCUUUGCUGCUAGACUUGAAGCUAAACUUUUUAAGUUAUAUAUCUUUUUUUAAAAUGUGGGUCUGAGUUUUGAGAAAAUUCCCUAGAAAACACACACAUAAUUUAAAAAAAAUUAAAAAAUUAAAAAUACAUAAAAAUUAUGUAACUUUAUAUAUGUGUUGCAUUAAAGCUAGCAGCUGAAAGUUAACUGUGCAACUUUAAAAAAAUUAAUUUUUUAAAAAAGUUGUCUAAAUUGUAUUUAAAGAAAAAUGUAAGUAGCAUUUACAUUUAUUCAAUAACAUUUAGCAUACUAUGCUGGGUUUCUGUACCAGAAAUGGCCAGUUUAAUGUACAGAUGUAUGUUAUGUCUGCUUAAAUUGUUUAAUUUUUUUAAAAUAAAAGUGCAGCAUCUUCUAAUUACUUUCACUUUUAUCAGCUUUCUGUGAACCGAUGCUGCAUUCUAAGACUUUUAUAGUUUUAGAACCUGUACGAUGUGGUAAAGUAAUCUUCUUUGAGUUUAGGAUAAAAGUAAAGACCUUUUUGCAGACCCACGUACCACUGUUUCUAACAUUUCAGAAUAAAACAACAAAAAAGAGCAGUGGUCACUAUUAAAAUUUAAAAAAAACAUUUAUUUUUGGACAAGCUGCUAAUUUUAGCUUGUUAGAAAUUUUAAAUUGAUAGGUUUUUAAACAAGAAUCAUGAAAUUAACCCCCUCCCUUCUUUUUGGUUAUGUUGGGUGCUUUGUAGUUUAAUAACUAUUUAAACAGACUGAGUGAAUUUAAUAAACUAUUUGGGUCCCCUUCCCAACUAUGCAUGUGUAAAUGCUUGUAAUCUGGUUUCUCCCCCUCUGGCUUCUCUAGUGGUAUAAAAAAUUGUGCCGCUUUAAGUCCCCCCCAACCCCCAGUAAAUCCUUUUGGUACAUUAUUUGAUGUUUACAUUAAAUGUGACAUUAUACACAGAUAUUCAGAUAUUUUGCUAACUGUUUUGUUUGAGGAUCACCAUUAAAGAAGAUUUUUAUGUUUGUCAAACCUGUAUCCAAAUUAAUCCAAAUUACGGGGAGAGAUGAAUUGUGGGAAAGGGAGGGGGAAUCAGAUGCAAACUACAUGGUUGUUUUUAUCUUUGUAUGUUCUGCUAAGGUUAUCCACAAACUUGGUCUUUUACCACUGUAUAUUGACAGUGAAUCUAUAAAGAAUUAUACAGCAAUAUGUAACAAAAUCUUGGGGGAAAAGCAUUUUAGGGUAAUGUUUACCUUUCAGGUUGUGGUCUUGUACACUGUUCAUACUUUUGAAGUAAGGGAUGUAUCUUUUAUAGCCUCUACAGAGGUCCUUGUCCUCCUUUACACUUGAAAAUAUCUCUUUGAUUGGAGACAUUCAUUUUUAUCAACAAUUUAUUUAUUUUAAUUUCCCAUGGUAAAAAAAAUAACAACGACAAGUGAUAUUUUCAAAGCUAGUCUAAUUUAAAACAUUUAUUUCUUUUUUUUGAGGUGGCCCACGUCCCCCACAGCUUUGAAACCAAUGGGAUGAAUUAACAGUCUUUUGCUGAGCUACUGUACUUGCUGCUAUAUUCAAUCUGAUAUUUGCUCUGGUUACAAUCUACCUGAUCCCUGUUGGAUUUUGUCAGUUGAGACCGUGAAAUCUCAGCCGGGUUGAUAUCAAUAUAAUUUGUCCUUAUUGAUUUCAUGUAAGUUGGGAUUUCGCUCAGGGAUCUUUCUGUAAAAAGUUUGCAUACAAAUGUAAUGCACUGCAGUGUUGGAUAAUUAUUUGGGGUCAUGGCUCAGAAUGCAGGAUAAAGCUUCAUAGCUAUGUAACUUUAUUUCUUAGGGUUAGGAAACCAAGCAAGGGACAAAGGAAUAGAGAACCUGCUCUGUUUUGUUUAGCCCCUUGAGCAUAUGGCUUCAGAUCAGGAAGAUACAGUGUCCAAGUUCUGUGCCUCUUCAAUAUUGCCAUCACUGGUAUCAUUAGUAACUUUGACGACACAAUAAAGUGAGAGAUAAUAAUUACAUCAUCUCUGGGUAUAUACCAGGAUUUGCUCCUGCUAAAUAAAUCUGAACCUACGUAUUUCUUAAAGUUCUGUGGAACAUGGUGAGACUUUUGCCAGAAGUGCAGUUCCAGUCCUCCUGAGGUGGGCACAGUCAAGAGUUACUGGUGGCUUAUGCAAAAGAAGGGUGACAGGUUGCAUAGCUGCACUGGCUUGGUUCAGCACUCUGAACUUCAGGGGUUUCCAAAUCACUCAUUUAUAUAGCCUUACAAUUCUGUUCACCUUAUGUGGAAAUUAAACUAAUAAAUAUUUCCUGUUCAUUUUCCUCAA